This is a messenger RNA of Saccharomycodes ludwigii, 1587 nucleotides long. RefSeq lists its product as uncharacterized. The coding region runs from base 1 to 1587 and encodes 528 amino acids. Lineage: Eukaryota; Fungi; Ascomycota; Saccharomycetes; Saccharomycodales; Saccharomycodaceae. The record is from RefSeq and is a predicted model, not a curated record. The transcript has a single exon.
AUGUCUAAAACCAAUAUGAGUGUCACAAAUCUAGAAUAUAGUUCUCAAUUCAAGGAAAUUCUACACAAAGCAGAAUUAGGCUCUCCAGCUAUGUUUCAUGAUUUGGAUAAUUGCAAUAACUUGCCAGAAAAAAAUGGGCCCAAUAACCCCUUUGUUCAAGCUUUAGUCGUUUAUACUUUGAUUGAAUUGUAUGGUGAUUUGCCUAAUGGCUAUUUUCAAGACAAAAAAGUCACUACCUCUAUCGUUAAUGCAAUUCUAAGAGUUUUUACUUUUCUUAGUGGACAUAUUAUUAGAAAUAUUGACAAGCAUUGUAUUCGAGAAGCCAUUAAAAAAUCACAUGAAUAUAGAAGGCUUUUCAAGUAUUUUAUUGAUAACUGUUCAUGUCUUUCCUUUAAUGGAAAAAGCUUUGAUCUUUCGCAAGAGUUACUGAAUAUUGCUAAUUAUACUUCAACAUCUUCCCGUUCUCUUUUGGUAAAUCCUAAGUAUAAGUUACCUCCUUUAAUUGUUAGUAAAAUCAAUAAGGACUUACCUCGAAACAUGCAACUUAAAACAACAAAAGUUAGAAUUAUAAGUAAUAUCUUUUUAAAAAAUUGUGCUUAUUUAAAAGAUUUUAAUAGCAUAUUAACAGUGAAUACCACACAAUAUAAUAUAAAUACCAGAGCCGUACAUCUUAACCUUCGCACGGAUAACUAUUUAAACAAUGAUGACACUAGCGGUGGUAAAAACGUUAAUAACAACUAUAGCAACAACAGUAACAACUAUAAUAAUAAUAAUAAUAAUAAUAAUAAUAAUAAUAAUAAUAAUAAUAAUAAUGACAUUGAAAAUAAUGAUAGUCGUAGUGUCAGUAACAAUAGUAUUUCUAAUAGCAAUAACGAUAGCAGUAAAGGCAGCAACAACAAUAAUAGUAUGUCUAGUUUCGAUAUUAAUAAUAAUAAUAAUUCAAGGGUUCCUUAUGGUAGCAAUAACCACGUGCAUAGUGAGAAUGAUAAUGCAGCUUCUUUUGCUAAUAGUAUUGCUCCAACUGGUGUUAACCCUUUUAAUAGGAACAACAUUGUUUCUGGAACAACGAACUACGAUAAUGGGUUUAAUGUUAUUAGAAAAAGAAGAAGAAGCAGAAGCAGAAGCAGAAGCAGAAGCAGAGUAUGUGUUGUUGAAAAGCUUAUUGCCCAAAAGGUCGAAUCUUUUUUGAAUAGAACAGAAGAUACUGAUACUUUUACUAUGAUUUGUACAUUUUUGGAGUCUGGAUUUAUUAACAGAUACGAAUACAACUUACUGCAUGAUAUUCUAAAUGAUAUUGAUAACCAUUAUAAUAUAAUACUAUGUACAAUUAAUAAGAAAAGAAGAAAGUUUUUUGCAACAGAGAAUGAUUACGCAAAAAGAGACAACGGGAUCAAUUUUUUACGUUCGAUUGUAACUGAGUUAAAAGCUGUUUAUCCAGAUUUUAAGAAUUUUUCAGUUUUAAAUUCUCAUAUUAAUAGGGCUAACCCAAAUAUAGAUACCUUCAAUGCAUUAGAGAAUACGAAUGAGUAUUCCCAUAACACUGAUGUCGAUGAAAAUAAAAACACAAAUGAGCGGGGUUCUGAAUAA